This is a messenger RNA of Tauraco erythrolophus (red-crested turaco), 1914 nucleotides long. Lineage: Eukaryota; Metazoa; Chordata; Aves; Musophagiformes; Musophagidae. The record is from RefSeq and is a predicted model, not a curated record.
AUGAGUCGAAGUCCAGUAGCUGGGCAGAAUGUGAACAUCACGCUGCAAAAUGUUGGACCGGUGGCUUCGGGAAACCAGCAGAUCACACUUACCCCAUUGCCAAUUCCAAACCCAACAUCGCCGAGUUUUCAGUUCAGUCCUCAGCAGAGGCGGUUUGAGCACGGAUCUCCGUCGUAUAUUCAAGUUACAUCACCGCUGCCUCAGCAAGUUCAGUCUCAAAGCCCUACGCAGCCUAACCCCGUGCCAGUGCAAACGUUACCAAACGUUCGGGCAGGCACUCCAGGGCCUGGCUUGGGUAUGUGCAGCCAGAGCCCUACGAGAGGAUUUGUAGAUGCUAGCGUGCUCGUGAGACAAAUCAGCUUGAGUCCUUCAAAUGGUGGACACUUUGUGUAUCAAGAGGGACCAGGAAUUGCACAAAUUGCCCAAGGAGCUGCUGCGCAAGUACAGCUUCCGUCUUCUGGGACACCUGCUACAGUAAGGGAACGCAGGCUUUCUCAACCUCACUCGCAGUCUGGAGGCACCAUUCAUCAUCUUGGUCCUCAGAGUCCUGUAGCUAGCGGAGCAAAUAUGCAGUCUUUGACUAGCCCGGGCCACAUUACGACAACCAGCUUGCCACCCCAAAUCAGCAACAUCAUUCAAGGGCAGCUUAUGCAACAGCAGCAGCAAGUGCUUCAAGGACAGCAGCUGGGUAGACCCAUUGGAUAUGACAGGACUUCUGGUGGAUUGAUAGCAGGAGUCGGAGGACCUAGUGCAUUUGGAAUGACGUCACCACCUCCUCCCACAAGUCCUUCACGGGCUACUGUACCACAGGGGCUGUCGAGUCUUCCUCUUACUCCUACAGUUAAUACAGCGGUGAAGAAACAACCCAAAAAAUUGGAGGAGAUUCCUCCUGCCAACCAAGAGACUGCUCAAAUGAGAAAACAAUGUUUGGAUCAUCACCAUAAGCAGAUGGAAAUUCUUAAGGAAACUUUUAAGGAAUGUUUGAUUGAACUGUUUUUCCUGCAACAUCUUCAAGGGAAUAUGAUGGACUUUUUAGCUUUUAAGAAGAAACAUUGUGUUCCACUGCAAGCAUACCUGAGGCAAAAUGACUUGGACCUGGAGGAGGAAGAAGAGGAAGAACAGUCUGAGGUUAUCAACGAUGAGCAAACACAUACAGGGACUGCAGUAACGGGGACUGUGAACACCAUAGAAAUUGAAGCUUUUAAGAGACAGCAAGCACUUGCACCAGCAGGUGGAAUGCCUCCCACUCCUCAGACCGUGCAGCUCACUGGACAGAAACAGAGUCAACAACAGUAUGACCCAUCUAAAGGCCCUCCAGUGCAGAACGCAGCCAGCCUGCAUACCCCUCCGCCGCAGCUGCCAGGGAGACUGCAACCUGCCAACAUCCCCAUGACGUCUCUCCCAGCUGCGCUGCAGCUUUCACAGCAGCAGCCACAAAUUGUGGAAUCUCCAGCUCAGCCCCAGAUUCAGGUGAAGAUCCAGCCUCAAAGUGUACCUCUGACUUCAACUCCGCUUCCAGCACCUCUUCAACAACAGGUGCCACCAGCAAUCCAUGUGCAAGGACAGACACCAAACCAAGUGUCACAGCCACAAGCUACCACACAGCAGCAGACUGUGACACUGACACGACCAUCUGCAGAUCCUGCUCAGACUUCUCAGCGUCUUACGGCAAAUACACUACCGCCUACCUCAUCCGUGGCGCCAGCGAGUGUCUCAGGCACAACACCGCCUGCCACAUACCCCGCACAGACAAACAGGACCUCUCCAGCAACCAACAAGUCCCUGUCUCCUGUCGCAUCCAAACCCCCAGGCUUAGCAGUAGCAGCAGCACCUAAAACGCAAAGCCCAGCUCAGAAUGCAGCAGUAUUACCACCGGACAACUCUCAAGACAAGCUUGCUGAGCAAGUAAAGCUG